UUAUCCUCCCUCUCUCUCUGGUUGGCCUCCUUCAUAGAUAAUUGGAGGCAAAUUUCGAUAUGCUCAAUGUCAUGGACAGGAAUAAGGUUUCACCGGUGUCUGCUGCCACCAUGAAAAAGAAGGGGGUGGGCGGCAGCGGGUGCAGCCACAUCAGUGCACCCAAUGCUGCCGCAUCUAAAUGUUCCAAAAGCACCGGUGGACAGAACUGCUUGAACCCCGGUUCCCCGGUCGCAUCUAGCGGUAACCAGCCCGGUUUGACCUGCAGCGUCGUGAUGGAUGAGACUGAGGAUGGAGAAGAAGAGUCCAGGUUUCAGCAUCCGCGGCUGCGCCGAGCCGGGGGGAGCGGCAGCAGCGGAGGUGGAGGAGGAGGAGGCGGCGGCAGUAUCAGGAUGAAGAACUUUACGCCAGGAGGGGGAGCCUCGUCCUCGGCUUCCAGGAGGAACUCCAACAAGGAGCUCUGCCUUACGCACACAGAGGACGUUCCCUCCGCCUCACGGCCCACUGCUGCCUCUGGAGCGACCGAGACACCCUGUCCGGGCGAUGCUGCCCAACGCGGCGAGACCAGCGGAGCGUCUGGGGCGGAGGCGUCGGAAUCUGCGCUCGGGGUAAAGGUUUCCAACGCCACAGCGGGUGAUGGUCGCAUCGGCGUCGCUCCAGCUUCCAGCAUGAAAUGCAACAAAAACGGAGAAUGCAGGAGGGAUUCGGGUACCGGGAGCCUGCGCUCAAUAAUCCCCAAGCAGGAGAAGCAGACAGUGGGGUCGGGCAAAGCCGAGGAAGGGGGCGCUGCCAGGCGGGGAACCUGUAACUCGACCACCGCCAGUAUGGACGGCUCGAUCACGCCAGGGGGGUCUCUAACCGGGGGGCAAGGCGGGGAGAGCGCCAACCCGGGCGCCACCCCCGUAUCCAGCGGUGUACCUGAGAAGAAGGAUUCCAAGGUGUCCUUCUCCAACGCGCCGAGCCGGAAAGCCUCCUCCUCGCUGCACGGCCCGACCCAGACUCAGACUCAACAGCCGAGGAACUCUGUAACUUUCCAGAAACAGGAGGAUGGACCAUCGAUUGUGCCCGCCGAGGAUGCAGAACCUCGGGGAAGCCAAGCCAGCUUCAUGCAGCGGCAGUUCAGUAGCAUGCUGCAGCCUGGAGUUAACAAAUUCUCCCUGCGCAUGUAUGGUAGUCAAAAAGCUGUUGAGAAGGAGCAGGAGAGGGUGAAAUCAGCUGGAAACUGGAUUAUCCAUCCUUAUAGUGAUUUCAGGUUCUACUGGGAUUUUACAAUGUUGCUGUUUAUGGUGGGUAACCUGAUCAUCAUCCCUGUGGGCAUCACCUUUUUCAAGGAAGAAACCACAACACCCUGGAUCAUCUUCAAUGUGGUCUCUGACACGUUCUUCCUCAUGGACCUGGUGCUUAACUUUCGCACUGGAAUCAUCAUUGAGGACAACUCAGACAUAAUUUUGGACCCUGAGACUAUAAAGAAAAAGUACUUAAAAACGUGGUUUAUUGUAGACUUUAUCUCCUCCAUCCCGGUGGAUUACAUAUUCCUUAUAGUGGAGAAAGGGAUAGACUCUGAGGUGUACAAGACUGCUCGGGCCUUGAGGAUUGUCCGCUUUACCAAGAUCCUAAGUCUUCUGAGGCUGCUCCGGCUCUCCAGAUUGAUACGCUACAUUCACCAAUGGGAAGAGGUCACACUUCAGAUCUUCCAUAUGACCUACGACCUGGCUAGCGCAGUGAUGCGGAUUAUCAACCUGAUCGGUAUGAUGCUACUGCUAUGUCACUGGGACGGCUGCCUACAGUUCCUGGUUCCUAUGCUGCAGGACUUCCCCUCAGACUGCUGGGUGUCUCUCAAUAAGAUGGAGAAUGAUACCUGGUCUGAACUCUACUCCUUUGCAGUCUUUAAGGCAAUGAGCCACAUGCUGUGCAUUGGUUAUGGCCGGCAGGCCCCGGAGAGUCUAUCAGAUAUCUGGCUAACGAUGCUGAGCAUGAUUGUCGGAGCGACCUGCUAUGCUGUCUUUAUUGGCCAUGCAACAGCUCUGAUUCAGUCCCUGGACUCAUCAAGACGUCAGUAUCAAGAAAAGUACAAACAAGUGGAGCAGUAUAUGUCCUUCCACAAGCUGCCUGCUGACUUCCGACAGAAAAUCCAUGACUAUUAUGAGCACAGAUACCAGGGCAAGAUGUUUGAUGAGGAAAGCAUCCUGGAAGAGCUCAGCGAACCACUCAGAGAGGAAAUUGUUAACUUCAACUGCCGUAAGCUGGUGGCAUCUAUGCCGCUGUUUGCCAACGCUGAGCCAAACUUUGUCACAGCAAUGCUGACUAAGCUACGUUUUGAGGUAUUCCAGCCUCAUGACUACAUCAUAAGAGAGGGUACCAUUGGCAAAAAAAUGUAUUUCAUCCAGCACGGCGUAUGCAGUGUCAUCACCAAAGGCACACUCGCUAUGAAGCUGUCAGAUGGCUCGUAUUUUGGAGAGAUCUGCUUAUUGACAAGGGGUCGACGGACAGCCAGCGUGAGAGCAGAGACAUACUGUCGCCUCUAUUCUUUAUCUGUUGACAACUUCAACGAGGUGUUAGAAGAGUAUCCCAUGAUGAGAAGAGCCUUUGAAACUGUUGCCAUUGAUCGUCUAGACCGUAUAGGUAAAAAGAACUCAAUCCUGAUGCACAAAGUUCAGCAUGAUCUCAAUUCUGGCGUAUUUAACAAUAGAGAAAACGAGAUGAUCCAGGAAAUAGUCAAGUAUGACCGGGAGAUGGUGAAACUGGUGGAUCUGCAGCGGCCAAGGGCCAUGUCUAUGACCCCAACUAUAGGUGGGAUCUUUGCUCCUCCAGGACAGCCUCAGACAGGCUCCGCAAUUGCCACCCUCCAGCAAGCUGUGGCAAUGAGUUUCUGCCCUCAGAUGGCAAGUCCUUUGGUGGGUCCUGGGACUUUGCAAUCUCCACGUAUGGUGCGAAGGUUCCAGGUGAUGCAGAACUUAUCUAGUCCAGUCUCAAUGUCUCCUCUGCAGUCUCAACCUCCCCAAACAUUUGGAGGGGCAUUUGGAUCUGCUAUUUCAAGCCCCCCAGUCCAAAGCCCGCUUACAGCUACCGGACGGACUUUUCAGUACAUGGCAAGUGUAGGACCAUCUGGGUCUCAGCUUUCCCUUGUCCAGCAUCAUGCACCCAGCCCCACGCAGACCACACAGCAAAGGCCUGUCUCAUACAAGAGUACCCACUCCCUUCAUGCAGGUAGUUUGAGUCAGGACACCCGAGCCCUGUCUGCCUCCCAACCUUCACUCCCCCAGGAAGGAACACCACAGGCUUCCUCUGCAGCCCCUAGUCCCCCACCUUCAACCCGCACUUCCAACUCCUCCAUUGGCCCCCAACAACCCCCUCACCACAACCUACCGGGACCCUCAGGUGUGGGGAGAUCGACUGGAGCCCAGCAGAGGGUGGCCUUUGCCUCCACACCUCCUCCAGGUGGACCUACUGGAGUGGGGGCAGUAGCAGCAGCUGCUGGACCAGGACCUCCAGACUCUGGAGUUCUCAAGAAAGAUUCGAUUGUCAGCCUUCCGGAGCUAGACUCUGCCAGAUCCCGGCUGUCUUCCAACUUGUGACCCUAGUGGAGUUCAGUAGAGAGGCCUUUUUUUUGUAGGAGAAUCUGUUUGGUUAAGGUCAGUUCAGCUGAUCAUUCCGCUUGUGACCAAUCAGCUACUACCAGUGCCACCAGUCAUUCAACCUGGAUGCACUGUGUGCUGGAGUCAGUAGAAAGAAAAGAGCUGCUCAAAGUAUUACAAUACUUUGGCUAUGGGGAGUCACUAUGAUUAUACUAGUAUAUAAAAUUAAGGUUGAACUUGUCUGGUCUGCUGUGCCAGCACCUUUAGUCUUAGUAUCACCCCUUUCACUCUGCUUCCAAACACCUACUGCAUAUCGCUGUCUUUCCUGUAAAGAUAUGACGAAAAGUGUGAUUAAUGUACCAAUUACAUACUGUGUAGAAUCCAUGCAAUGCAAUCUAGCAGGAGCUUGACUCAAAAAUGAAAAUCAGGGACUUGAGGUCAAAUGACAAUUACAUUUUAAGCGUUCAAGGUGUUUUAAUUGUCAUUUUUUUUUUGGUAUAAGCUGUCGUAGCAAAGCAACAUCUUCAUAUUGUUUAAACUUGUAGUGGAGUUAGUGUUUUAGACCGCUGGUCGAUCUUACAUCAUUGUGUAUAUAGUUGACGAAAAAAGUGAGGAACAUUAUAUCCAUUGUAUCUACCCAAAACCAAAGUUGAGCUUGAACACCAAGUCUGGUCGUGUCUGUAUCAACUAAAAAAGAAACAUAGAAGAAAACGCCAUUUAUUUAACUGCCUUGAUUCAACGUUAGAAGCCAUAUAUUUCGUUUGUGUGUAUGCAUAUUUGUGUGUGUCCUCCGUGUGCGUGUGCCUGUGUGUGUGCACGUGCAAGAGAGAUUUUGUUGAUACGUUCUGGUUCAAUUUUUCACAGAAGGGACUCAUGCACUCUACAACGUCGUCAAGUAUGACUGUUUAGACAUGCUGACGGUGGCACUGCCCUGUUUUCAUUAAUCAUCUGGAAAGAGGUCAGCUGUUUUUUCAACAUACUGAUUGUAACCCAAAAGGCAAAGAUGGUUUAAUAAUCUGAGCUUUACUGAAAGGAGGCAUUUGGGAACAACCCAUACUGUAUACUUGCUUGUUUCUGUCUAGGUUAAAUGAUUAACACAUGCAAUAUAAUUCUGCAAUACUCUACCCCGCCUAUAUAUAUAAAUAUAUAUAUAAAUAUGAAUAUCUAUACUUAUUCUGUACAGGAAAGUGAACUUGUUUCUGUAUGUAUUUUUUUUGUUUGAUUUUUAAUGUGAAAUCUUAAAGAAUCCAGCAGCUAUUGUGGCUAAACUUGAGGUAUUGUAAUCCAGUGACCAUGUUGUUACCUUAACCAAAAAUGUGUGAGGGAAUGAAAGGGUAUGUUGCUGUAUUAUUUUUGUGUUGAAAACGAAACACUCUCAUCUGAAUGCUUGCCACUGGUUUAAAGACACGGAAUGGAGUCCACCUGAGUCAGCAAAUCAGACCAUCAAAAGGAAAUGUCACCCGAAAAGCAUUUUUCAAAUGUUGAAAAGUGUAGGGGUGGCCAUUAUGGGGUACAGAAGCCUUAGUUGUAAAAAAGUCACCUAAAACUUUGGUGAAUGUCUCCGCUUGCAGGUCCACAGGUAAAUUUUGGUUGAAAGUGUGAGAAUAUGUCGAGGCUUUGAUAAUAUUUAUUCGAAACAUCCUGAUCCUGUUCAUCCUAAAACUCCUUCUACUGCUGAAUGUAUGCCAUACGAGAAGGAAGAUAGGUAAUCCGUUUUAACUGCCAUGUAAAUAAAGGGACAGAGGAUUUUGUGAUGCAAGGGGGGGCUGGGCAUUGGUGUAUGAGAUGCUGAGUGUCUGUGUGAUCUUUUUUUUAAAGCCUUUUUUAUGUUAUUUGGGUUAGGGAUUGCUGUAUUUACCAUUUAUACUACCCCCAUCCCCAUUAAUGAAUAUUUAAAGGAGAGGUUUUAAAGAAUUGCUGAAAUGGGCAUGAAUGAGAGUAUGCUGGAAUCUCUCUGUGCAAAGUGAGAAAUGAGGACAACCACCUAAGCACCUUGUGUUGCACUAUGAUCUUGUAAUCAAAAACAAAAUCAAUGCUCUGUUCUCUUAAAACUGUUGUCGCACUUCUUCUGGACCCGUUAUCUGGUUAAACUGUAAAGACAAAAUAAAGGUGAAUUCAAUUGGGGUAAAUAGGCAGCUGGUUCAUUGUGUUAAAUAAACACAGUGGCCAAGUUUUUCUGGUCUGAUAUCGAUCCAGAGCCAAACUGUAAAUCUAUCUGAUGUACAUUUCACUCAGGUUACUACCUUUCCACAGAGAUGUAUUGAUUGCCACAAUGUGGCUCUCCAUUGAUUUAUGUAGACAUGUCUAUUUCCAUAUUUUGAGCUUGUUGAUUUUAACACCCUGGUUGAUUCAAAUUGGCAUAGAAAUGGGAAUUAAUAACCCUAAGAUUGUUGUCAGCUUUACUGCCUAAGGUUCUUGAUCUUUCACUUUGAGUUGUUAAAAAAAAAAUAUGAGUUGGUGAUUGUGUUUAUCCAAGGGCUUCAUUCUCAGGCUUGUGAACCCUAGGUCAUUGUUAUACAUCUCCAUCUCAAUAAAAUCAAAUGUGAUCCAAAAGUAAAUUAUUUGAGUAAUUUAAAUAAAAAACUGAAACUUGCAGAAUGAAACAUUUCCCACAAUUUUGAUGAUUAUAGCUUCAAGCUAAUAAAAACCUGAAAUUUUAUUUCUUGGAGAAUUUGAAAAUGAUUUAGGGACCAACAUAAUGGAUGUUAAUACAUAAAAAUCAGUCUGCUAAAACAAAGCCUUUCAUUGUACUGUGCUCUUUCAGCAUGAUAUAUUUGUUUCAGAGUCAUUUUUUAAUGUAUAUUUGCCUCAGUUCAGCAUAUGGAAGUGGUCAGCAUUUGGAUCUGCGGAUUUCAAGGAAGCCAUGUUUAAUAACAUGUCUUUUCUUGUGUUGUUGUGUCUUUUGUCCUCCUCUAAAAAAUAGAUUUUCUGUGGAGUUCAGGUCAGGGCACUGUGCUGGUCUAUCAAGACCAGUAAAACCAAGGUCAUUGAACGGGUAUUGAUUUGUAUUGUUAAUAUAGGCAGGUUCCAAGUCACCUGCAGAUGAAAUGGCUCAUCAGAUUAUGGACACUUCAUCUUGAACUGCAAAAAAAUUGGAUUUCGUGCCUAUUCAACUAUUCCUCCAGACUUUGUUUUGUCAAUUCCAUGGUAAAUGGUAUGUACUUAUAUAGCGCUUUUUCAAGUCAGGAGACUUGACCAAAGCGCUUUACACUACAUUCAGUUAUUCACCCAUUCAUGGACACACUGAUGGUGGCAAGCUACAUUGUAGCCACAGCUGCCCUGGUGCUCACUGUGACAAUGAAAGUGAAGUGUCUUGCCCAAGGUCACAACGACAAAAAAAGUCGGACCCGGGGCUUGAACCGUCAAUCCUUCGAUUUCAGAGCAAACUCCUACAUCCGAUGCUACUGUCGCCCCAUUCCUUCAAGAUAAAAGAACUCAGAGCCACAUAGCACAGAGCGUCUUUGAUAUCUCUGGGUCAGGACGUUAAAGAGGAAAUAAACAUUUUUUAGUCAAUCUCCAGGAUAUGUGUCUAUGUGGUGGCUCUUGAGGCCCUGAAAUUAAUGCAUUUGUGUUUGGUGCCUAUGCAUAUGACAAUUCCUCCUGGGGAAUAAAGAAAGUUUCUAUCAUAACUAGUGUCAUCUGCAUCACAGAGUCUAGACCUGGUCCAAGCCUGUAAAAUUCAAAUCUUGAAUGGGGUUUUCUUUAGAAUUGUCUCUGGCACUGGUAGUGGCACCACUCGCUACCUCAUUUUUUCCCCCACUCAACUUUCAAUUGAUAGGCAUGGUCAUAAUUUCCCACACAGUCAACUGUUUUAACAGUGACUUUUGGUGGUUUACAGCUCUUGAAGGGUGUUAUUGACACAUGCUUUCUAAGUCAUCCAUCUUAUGUGUCAUACAUUUCUGAGAGACUGAAUUAUUCGUUUUGAUUAGCAACAAGCUAUAAUCAUCAAAACUGAAGCAAAAGCUUGAAAUUUUCCUUUGAAUGUAAUGAAUCACCUUUUAAAUUAAAGAGGAGUGGAACAGACACCUUCUCUGUUUCACAGAAAAGCCUGCGUUAUUUGUGUUUUACCGGAGUCAUAAAACAAUUUCCCCAACUUAUCAGUGAAACAUGAACUAUGAAUAGAUUUUUUUUCCUAUGGGAAAAGUAUACACCAACCCUGUUCUGAAUGAAGUCUAUCUAAAGUAGUGUUAUGUGCGCUUCAGUACUGUUCUGUCUGAUUAAUUGGUCCUUCCCCUUAUUUCUUUUUGCUAAUACCAGAGUUUGCCCUGUUAAGCUGCUAUCAAGACUGUGCAGAUAUCUGAAUGAGUCCACAGUCGGCGAGAGCAAGAUGAAUGGAGAAUUAAAGAGCUAAUGUUUCAGGCAAUAUCAGGCACCGUCUCUGUUUCAUUGCAUCUACAUGUAGUGUGUAAUUCCCUCCCAAUCAAAGAAUGGCAUUUGAGAAACUCUGAACGGCUCCCCUCAGUUUGAACCCUCAGCCGUGGGCCUGAUACAGCUCUGGCCAAGCACACACUGCCAGUUUAUCUGUUUUUGUGUUUGUCUCACGAGUUGUUCAGUGUGUUGGCAUCAAGCUGCCGUAGAGACAUGUGUGCUGUGUUAGCCUAAUGGCAAGCGGGUUCAAAGCAUGAUCGUUUAAUAAUUCUUCUUCUGGACUUUGCUGUGAAGAGGGAAUGAAUUCCUUCACAUCUGUUUGGCACUGACUGACAAUUAUUGAGAAUCUCAAAGCUUCAAGCCUCUCACUCUUGCUGUACCAGAUGUUAAGGGUACUGAAUGCCUUGGUGUUGAUUUGUUAGCAAAUCAGGGUCUUAAGUUUGUCUGUUCUCUCUGAUUUAUCAGUCUGUUUAAUUUGGGUGUAGUUCUAUCGUUUAUAUUAACAAUGUGCCCUCUGCACAUGGACUGUAUAUACCUUGUGCCUAGUACAUCUAGUUUCCACAUAGUCUAUUUUGUGGUAUGUAUGUGCCUGUAAAAAUGCAAACAUGUGUUUUUAUUUCCAACUUGCAAUAUAUGUACAAACCAUUAGAUGACUAGUAUUGCUAAAUUAUAAUGACAAUGUCAGUAUAUAUAAUUUUCCCUGAUAAGGGAAACACAAAAUUGCACAUUUUAUGUUGGGUUGAACCUUCCAACACCAUGCGCGCUGUACUCUGUACGUUCAUGUUCUGUACAUAUGGUAUACACAGAGAUGUGGGGCACCCUCUCGGGGUUUCACCACAACCUGCUAUAUACGCAUCAUUUCUAAAGUGAGAGGGUUAGCUCCUGGUGGAUAGCAACAGUCUAGAUGUUAGCAUAGGAAAUCUGCUUGAGCCAAAAACAGCAGAAGUUAACAAGGAAAACAGUGCUAAUGUUUGCACAAAAUAUGAAAACAAAACAAACAGCAACAAAAAAAAAGACAAAAAAAUGAACAAAACAAUAGGCUGUGCAUAUGCUGGAAAAUCAUCAGAUUUUGCCGUCGCGCAGCUUUUCACAUUGAUGCCGGCUGCACACUGAUCUGGUGUUGGCUGUUACAGGGAAAAAUAAUCAUCUCCAAGACUAAGUCUAGCUCUUGAGCCACAGCAAGUCUUAAACAUGACUCCCAGAUGAGUUAGCUGGCAGAUAAAGCAGAGUGCAUGCCUGUAUUUUUCUCAUUUUUAGCAGAGUUCUGUGUAUGAUUGUUGUGGGACCUUCAAAUCUAGAAAAUUGCUGUGUACCAACUACUGUACAAUGAUUUUUUUUUUUUUUUGUCUUAAAGUUUAACUUUUGUGUCGUAGCUACUGUAGCCUGCUUAACUUACCUAAGCCUUCUCUCUGCUUCAGGACUCUGUGUGCUUGAGUUUGUAUGUGUGCGUGUUCCUGUGCCUUUCCUUCUAUAAUGUUGGUCCCACUUGAGAAUAUGAUGCCAUUUAGGGGGUUGAAGCCCACAUGAAGCUGAGAAAUGCCAGCACAAAUAAUAACAAAGAAAUCAUUGCUAAAUGGUCUCAACUGCAAUUGUUUUAGAAAUAAAAAACUAUAUUGAAAUGCUCUAUAGAAUUGACUCUAGCACAUCCUAGACUUAGUAGCAUUCCUGAGCCUGCACGAACGGCUCAGUGUGGGGAUCCAGACACACUUUACCAGCACCAUGUAGACGACAGCACAGAUCUCUAAAACAGCACGUCUCCUCUCUAUGAAAGCCAGUCUGCAAACAUCUCAGGCUGUGCUCGGCUUCUGCUUAUACAAAAAACAAAAAGGUUCAAGUAUUAAUUGACUAACCCUGUUUUAAGUUAAUGUUUAUAUUUCAGUGACAACUCAGUCCUAAGCCCCAGCCACAGCACUACCAAAUUAGUCAAAAAGGAUGAGGGGGUCUUUAGUAAAUCUGUGUUGGAUUCCAAUCUCUCCAGAAUGGACUGCUAUGCUAGUGGCUGGGGUGAUGGACUGAUUUGGUCCUGUGUUCAAAAGGCUGUCUUGUCCACCACCUCUGUUGACCAACAGCACAGAGCCACACCCUGGUUUAUCUCAAUAGCUGGUCUGUCAGUCAGUGGCAAUGUUGUUUCAGCAUCAAUAAACAGACAUAAAAUACCUUGUUGUGCAAUAAAAAGAUGAGCGCAUUGGCAUACUUA
Messenger RNA from Cyprinodon tularosa, 10137 nucleotides. RefSeq names its product potassium/sodium hyperpolarization-activated cyclic nucleotide-gated channel 2-like. Gene Ontology annotation, cellular component: membrane. Gene Ontology annotation, molecular function: voltage-gated potassium channel activity. The record is from RefSeq and is a predicted model, not a curated record. The transcript is spliced from 8 exons. The coding region runs from base 60 to 3572 and encodes 1170 amino acids. Gene Ontology annotation, biological process: transmembrane transport; potassium ion transport. NCBI's taxonomy places the organism in Eukaryota, Metazoa, Chordata, Actinopteri, Cyprinodontiformes, Cyprinodontidae.